GUGAUAAAAAAGUAAAAAUUGACGCCGAAACCAUAGCCGCCAUUAUUGUGAAAUAAAUUUUUCAAAAUAAAUUUCACGUGCUCGUAUCGGAGUACGAAUCGAAAUAACUAUAUUAUUUAGUUUAAAAUCCACAAAUCAUGGCUGACAACGACGAUCUUCUGGACUACGAAGACGAGGAGCAGGCAGAUCAGCAGACCGCUGACGGGGCGACCGAAGCGGCGCCAAAGAAAGAGGUUAAGGGAUCCUAUGUAUCUAUCCACAGCUCAGGCUUUAGAGAUUUCUUGUUAAAGCCCGAGAUAUUGCGCGCCAUCGUCGAUUGCGGUUUCGAGCAUCCUUCGGAAGUACAACAUGAAUGUAUUCCGCAAGCUGUCCUUGGAAUGGAUAUCUUGUGUCAAGCGAAGUCGGGUAUGGGAAAAACCGCCGUUUUUGUGCUGGCGACACUACAGCAGCUAGAGCCAUCGGAAAACCAUGUCUACGUCCUCGUUAUGUGCCACACGAGAGAGUUAGCUUUCCAGAUCAGCAAGGAAUACGAACGAUUCUCCAAAUACAUGGCCGGCGUCAGGGUUUCGGUGUUCUUCGGUGGUAUGCCGGUACAGAAAGACGAAGAGGUCCUCAAAACGGCGUGCCCUCACAUCGUCGUCGGUACGCCUGGCAGGAUUUUGGCGUUAGUAAACAGUAAGAAACUGAAUCUGAAACAUUUGAAGCACUUUAUACUUGACGAAUGUGACAAGAUGCUCGAAUCUCUGGACAUGAGACGCGACGUGCAGGAGAUAUUCAGGAACACGCCGCACGGCAAGCAAGUCAUGAUGUUCUCCGCUACACUGAGCAAAGAGAUCAGACCGGUGUGCAAAAAGUUCAUGCAGGAUCCUAUGGAGGUGUACGUGGACGAUGAAGCCAAGCUGACCCUGCACGGGUUGCAGCAGCAUUAUGUUAAGCUUAAGGAAAAUGAGAAAAACAAGAAGCUGUUUGAACUACUUGACGUUCUGGAGUUCAACCAAGUAGUCAUAUUUGUCAAGUCAGUGCAGCGCUGCAUAGCCUUAGCACAGUUGUUAACAGACCAGAACUUCCCUGCUAUUGGAAUCCACAGGAACAUGACUCAAGAUGAGCGUCUCUCUCGCUACCAGCAGUUCAAGGAGUUCCAGAAGAGAAUCCUGGUUGCCACCAACUUGUUUGGUAGAGGAAUGGAUAUUGAGCGAGUGAACAUUGUGUUCAACUAUGACAUGCCUGAAGACUCAGAUACGUACCUGCAUCGUGUGGCUCGUGCCGGAAGAUUUGGUACUAAAGGCUUAGCGAUAACCAUGGUGUCAGACGAGAAUGAUGCCAAGAUCCUCAAUGAAGUGCAAGACCGCUUCGAUGUCAACAUUACGGAGUUGCCCGAAGAGAUUGAGCUAUCAACUUAUAUAGAAGGACGAUAAAUUACUAGAAGUUUCCAUUCCUUUUGUAUUACUUAUUAAUUGAACUUUGUGAAUGCCCUGCAACUCAACUGACUUAGUGCUGAUUAUUGUUUGAUUUCCAAUUUAUUUAUCAUGCAGAUACAUUAUUUUUAUGACAUGGUACCGUGCCAGGCAUUCAGAAAGUACAGUUUUGUCAACACAAGUGUGUUUCAAAUUAUUUGACUAAGAAAUGUUCACUAUCUGGAGUGUGUUUGAACUUUGUGAAUGCUCUGCAAGCCUUUUAUAUUGAUUCAGAACAACUAGUGUAGAAUAUUAUUUGAUUUUCAAUUUAUUUGAUCAUUUAUCAUGCAAAUACAUAUUUUAUGACAUGGUACCAUGGUAGGCAUUCAGAAAGUACAGUUUUAUCAACACAAGUGUGUUUCAAUUUGACUAAGAAAUGUUCACUUUCUGGAGUGCAGUGUUUUGUGUGUUUGUAACACAGAUUGCUCACGUCCAGAUACAAAGUAACUCUAGGUUAAAGAUUAAUUAAAGUAACAUUUGAUAUUGUGAUAAA
This is a messenger RNA of Helicoverpa armigera (cotton bollworm), 1947 nucleotides long. It is a transcript of the gene Hel25E, whose product is annotated as ATP-dependent RNA helicase WM6. The record is from RefSeq and is a predicted model, not a curated record. Gene Ontology annotation, biological process: mRNA export from nucleus; mRNA splicing, via spliceosome. NCBI's taxonomy places the organism in Eukaryota, Metazoa, Arthropoda, Insecta, Lepidoptera, Noctuidae. Gene Ontology annotation, molecular function: RNA helicase activity; ATP binding; RNA binding. The coding region runs from base 138 to 1415 and encodes 425 amino acids. The transcript has a single exon.